AUGAGCGGCGCAGAGCAGGAGGGCGCUGCGGUGCCUGCGCAAAGCAAGGGAUCAUGGAGUUCGUUCUUGAAGUCGAUUGCCACCUUUAACGGAGACUUGGCGUCGAUGACCGCGCCUGCAUUCAUCCUAUCGACGACCUCGCUGACCGAGUUCUCGGCGUACUGGGCAGAAAUGCCUCGACUCCUUGUUGCACCCGCGAACGAGCCAGAUCCACAGAAGCGGGCAAUGCUGGUACUGAAGUGGUUCCUGAGCACAUUGAAGCAGCAGUACGCCAGCCGAAAUGAGAAGCUCGGAAGCGAGAAGAAGCCGCUCAACCCAUUCCUCGGCGAGCUAUUCUUGGGCAAGUGGGAAGACGCAGAAGGCGAGACACAGCUUGUCAGCGAACAGGUCUCGCAUCAUCCACCCGUCACGGCCUACAGCAUCUGGAACAACAAGCACGGCGUCAGACUUCAAGGCUACAAUGCGCAAAAGGCCAGCUUCAGCCGCACCAUCAACGUCAAACAAGUCGGUCAUGCCGUGCUCCAUCUCGACAAAUACAACGAGGACUACGUCAUUACGCUGCCGUCUCUGCACAUCGAAGGUCUGAUCACUGGCUCGCCAUACGUCGAGCUUAACAAGAGCAGCUACAUUGUCGGGUCAAAUGGCUUCACCUCGCGGAUAGACUACAGUGGAAAGGGAUGGGUAUCUGGCAGCAAAAACAGCUUGAGCGCGAUUAUGUACCCGCAUGGCAAGGAGAAGGACAAGCAUGCUGUGAUCUACACUGCCGAGGGCUCAUGGACGGACAAGUUUACCAUUAAGGAUGCGAAAAAGAGCACUGUUGACACUUACGACGCAAAAAAGGAACCUAAGACACCUCUCAAGGUCGCGCCGAUUGAAGAGCAAGAUCCUCUCGAGUCAAGACGGGCAUGGAAGAGGGUCGCUGAUGCCAUUCUGAAGGGCGAUCUGAAUCAGACGUCCGGCGAGAAGACAGUGAUUGAGGAGCAUCAGCGUGCGCUGAGGAAGAGAGAGGCUUCGGAGAAAAGACAAUGGGAGAGAAGGUUCUUCACUCAGGCCGCGAAGUUGCCGGAGAUCGAGAAGCUGAUCCGGGAGGUGCCUUAUGGCAGUCUGGAAACCGACCAGACGAACGGUAUCUGGAUCUUCGACCAAGAGAAGGCGAGGAAUGCGAAACCUCCCUUCAGUGCGCUUAGUGAGCAGCUGAAGAAUGGGUGGAAUUGA
Recurvomyces mirabilis is the source of this 1215-nucleotide messenger RNA. It is a transcript of the gene kes1, whose product is annotated as Oxysterol-binding protein 4. The record is from RefSeq and is a predicted model, not a curated record. The coding region runs from base 1 to 1215 and encodes 404 amino acids. The transcript is spliced from 2 exons. Gene Ontology annotation, cellular component: cytosol; intracellular membrane-bounded organelle; membrane. Lineage: Eukaryota; Fungi; Ascomycota; Dothideomycetes; Mycosphaerellales; Teratosphaeriaceae. Gene Ontology annotation, molecular function: oxysterol binding.